CAUCUCUGACCGGAAGUUCGGUGUCCUCACUUCGGUUAACUUGACGCUGACCAUUGAAGGAAAACGGAGCAGAAGAGCGAAACAUGGCGACUUCGAACAAUCCGCGGAAAUUCAGCGAGAAAAUCGCUUUACAUAACCAGAAGCAGGCAGAGGAGACAGCGGCGUUUGAAGAAGUGAUGAAAGACCUCAGCAUUACCCGGGCAGCGAGGUUACAACUGCAGAAGACUCAGUAUUUGCAGCUGGGACAGAACCGUGGGCAGUACUAUGGAGGAUCUUUGCCAAACGUCAAUCAGAUUGGAAACAGCACUGUCGAUGUGCCUUUUCAGAAUUCAGGGCUGGACACAAACAGAUCGACGCGACACCACGGACUGGUGGACAGAGUGUACCGGGACCGAAACCGCAUCACAUCACCCCACCGAAAACCCCUGUCUAUUGACAAACAUGGGCGCCAGAUUGACAGCUGUCCAUAUGGCUCAGUAUAUCUGUCACCGCCACCUGAUACCAGCUGGAGGAGGACAAACUCUGACUCAGCACUGCACCAGAGCACACUAACCCCUGCCCAGCAGGCCUCUUUCACUGGAGGAUCACAGGAGCUGCAGCCAAAACGAGUUCUCCUGCUCACUGUACCAGGGUCUGAAGCAAUUAAACAAGAGGUUGAUGAGGAUGGACAAAAACAGAACUGGGACUGUAAAAAGAACAUUUCAAGGUCCAAGCCCUGCAAAGUUCCUGGGAUCCACAUAUUCCCGUCUCCGGACCAGCAGCUGACCACUUCACUAAAACCAGCAGCCCACAACACAGGCGGUUCUCUGCCUGACCUGACCAAUAUCCAGUUCCCUCCUCCGCUGCCCACCCCGAUCGACUCAGAUGAUGCAGCAGCCGCCUCGUUCAGCUCCCCCAACAGCACACCGACCCUGGCUAACACACAAGGAGUGAACACCUCUCAGCCCACAGUAACCAUGGAAAUACAGCCUGGGCAGGACAACAUGGUUCCUCUCAUCCUGAAUGCAGGAGACUCCCACCAGCACCAGAACCUUCAGCUCUCCCCAACAUCUCCACCUCUCACUCUCUCUCAGGCGGCCAUCAACGCUAUGAACCUUGAGCAGCAGCUGUCCCAGUAUGCCUUCUUCAACCAGCAGCCGUCGUCCCAGACUCACCAGAGCCAGCAACAGACAGGUCUGGUCCAGCUGCCGUCCUCCAUGAACUCCUGCUCCACGUCAGACAACCACACGUCCUCACAAACCAACAUGACCGUGGACAUGAACGCGGCCUCCUCCCUCCAACAGUACCGCAGUAGGGUCGGAUCCUCUGCCAAUCAGUCUCCGACCUCCCCUGUCUCCAAUCAAGGUUUCUCACCUGGAGGCUCGCCUCAACAUAACUCCAUACUGGGCAGUGUGUUUGCAGACUUCUAUGACCAGCAGCUCCCAUCCAUUCAGGCCAGUGCUCUCUCACAGCAGUUGGAGCAGUUCAACAUGAUUGAAACUCCCAUCAGCUCUGACAGCUUGUAUAACCAGACCUCCACCCUCAACUACUCCCAGGCGCUUAUGAUGGGCUUGACUGGUGGUCAUUGCAGCCUUCAAGACUCGCAGCAGCUGGGCUAUAGUAGCCAUGGCAACAUCCCCAACAUCAUUCUCACAGUGAGUGGAGAGUCUCCCCCCAGCCUGCCCAAGGACCUGACAGGCUCACUGUCCACAGAUGUCAGCUUUGAUGUCGACUCCCAGUUCCCGCUGGACGAUCUCAAAAUCGACCCGCUGACGCUCGAUGGCCUGCACAUGCUCAACGACCCAGACAUGGUCCUCGCUGACCCCGCCACAGAGGAUGCGUUUCGCCUAGACCGGCUCUAACCACCACCGCACAACACACUCACACGCAGGUGUGUGAACGCUGCUGCUGGGGUGGGGGGUUGGGGUGGAGGAGGGGACCAAGGGUUUCUCAUCUGAGAGGAUAAAACUAGGAGGAGCAGAUUUUUGGAGCGUGUUGAGAAAGGCCUCGUCCGGGCUUAGCAACGAUUCCACACCAAGCGACACCCAAUCAAACCCCACAAGAGAGCUUUUAAAAGAAAACGCUAUUGUAAGAAAAUUCAUCAAAAUGUUUUUGAAGACUGUUUCCAGCCUCCCCUUCUGUUUAGAACUGGAGAGGUGAGAUCACAUACUAGUUACGGUAUGAAUCACGCUCGUGGUUCUGUCAUCCCAUUUUGAUUUAUUUCAGAUGCCUAGUUUUCAUUUGAGGGAGCUUAAUGAAAAUAUCAUGAGGGCAUAAGGAGAGCCUGGUCUCGUAUCUCUAUCAGUGACUGACUAAGCAAUGUCUACAGAGCAAACCCUUAACAAACUACAGUAUACAGCUCAUCUGUUAACACAGAGUAGCUUAAUGACUCAGAGGAAACACCUGUCGAGUUUAACCUCCCUCUGGGCCAUGCUGGUCGCUUUCAGUAGUACAUUCAGUACGGAUAUUAAUUUUGCUCUAAUCCCCGUGUGGUUUGUUGUAGGAGCCAAAGUCAGGUCCGGUCUGAUUUGAGAGAGGAUGUAAAGUCUCGAGUGAUGAUGAAUCAUUGUUUUCUGCCACCUAAGUUAUUUUUAGGAAAUACUGAAUUUUGAUUUCUACCAUAGUAAAUAGCAGUCAUCAGUUAUGCAUGAAAUCACAAAUCACUGUGCAUACUUGUUUUGCCUUAAUAGCUUGACAUUUUGGUUUUCAUGCAAAGAUGACUAUUAUGUAGAUGAGAGAAAAAAAAGUAAUUUUUACUGUUCUACAGGUGGUUUGGCCUACAGUGUUCACAGUUGCAUUACUGUAGUUGUACUUUGUGCUGAUCUUUAUCCGUUACUUCAUCCAUUGUCACUACCAUAUCAUUUGUCAUGUUCAUUUAUCAGUCAAAUCUAAAAGGAUAAAUGAUUUUUUUUUCUUAUGGAAUAGAUGUUUACAGGCUUGUUUUACUUUACAUUUUACAUGUACAGAAUGUGAUUAGAUUUUGCGUGAUAGUAUCUAUGCAAAACUACCAUGAUUGAUUUAGGACUGUAAAAUAAAACAGAUAAAAAUGAACCCUUAUAUAGAGGAAGCUAACGUGCAGGAUUCUUACAGAAUGCACAGUGAUAGUGCCAUGCUAUAUUUGUUUUUGAAACGUUUUGUUUUCAGACUAGUAAUGUGUAGAGGGAAAAAAGGCUUGGUGAGUUUUGGCUCUCCUGGAUUACUCCCAAAGAUGUGACCUCAUUGUAGUUGAGAUAUAUAUAUUUUUCCAGACAAUUGAACUGCCUCUAUACUAGAAUAGCAUUGUUGAUGCAACGAGAAUGUAUUUAGGUCACAUCUGUACAACUGUAAUGUUGCCAUCUUGUCAUCCUCAUUGCCUCUCAUAUCUAGCCUUUAUGUACUGUAGGACCAAAAAUCUCUCACCUGUUCAUUUUCUCCCUGCAGAGGAGAUGUGGCAUACUGUUUUUAAGUUUUAUAUAUGACUCAGUUUCUCUCCUUGGCACUACAGUGACACUGAAUAUCAGUUUUUUUUGGUCAUGCUUGUGUUGCGUGUUGCUCUUUAUCUGUUUGUUCCAUGUCUCCCUGGUGUUUGGUUCUGCAUUAAUAUGGGUUCAUUCAUUUGGUCUUUUAAAAAAUCCUCAGCGUAUUUCUCAGUGAAUGGAUCCUUUGGAUUCACUCACAUCUGUGUCCCAUAUGUCAUUAUUGCACUUUAUGCAUUUAUUUAAAACACUGAUUUUUGAGAGUUUAUAUACCAAACCCCCUCUUGUGACUGUUAUGUGCACUGGACCUGUUUGCCCUGUCUUUGAUUAAACUUGCCUUCUUGUAAAAAAAAAAAAAAAAAGAAAGAAAAAAAAGCAAAUGUGGGAAAAAAGCUCAAUUAAAUGAUAGUUAUUUUUGGAAAGUCGUAUAUAGGUAGCCUAUUUAAAAGAGCCGUUUUUACUUAAUCAGUGAAUAUUUUGUUUGUCUACUGUUAUUCAAUUUUUCCUAAAUUUUUGAAAAAAAAAUUGGUAUUUUGGGACUGUGGUGAUCAGAGGGGUGUUAGUCAUGUUCCUGUGUCGCAGCUCUUUCUGCUAUUGACAGCAGGUCAGAGUAAAUAGAACUAAAUGAACUAUUUGUCUAAUUAAUCACUGAGUAGCAAAUUAAAGGUUUAUUAUUAAUAUAGUUAAAGAUACAGGUAUAGUGUAGUGCAAUUUCUCAAAUGAGCACAUUCAAAAUUUUGCAGGGCCUAUUAUCUUAAUACUGUGCCAGAUGGGAUCAGUCAAAAUCCCUGAGAAGUAUUUCAUGGAAUCCAUAUUGCAAUUCAGUCCAGGUAUAAUUGUUAUUAAAAUGCCCAUAAAAAGAGUAUCAUUUCUUUUCUAGGACACUAUAUAGCCACUUACCAUCAGUACUCCACAGAAUGAAAAAGGCUGUUCUGUAGCUGCUACAUUAUGUGUCAAGGUCCUCCCGUCCCAGCAUAUUUCACCAUUAUUCAUACACAGUGUGAAACGUUCUGUGAAAUGUGAUCGAAUCAGCUGAAAUUAAGUUGUUGACCUUGAAGAUGUCUUUUCAGUUUAAAAAAAAUAUUCUAAUGUUUUAGAUGCAUUAUGUUUCUGACUUUUGAUGCCAUGUUUUUUUGGUUUUUUUUUGGCUUGUUUUUUCUAUUUUAAUAAUUUUGUGACUGCAUGAAUCGCUGGACUCGUUUUCCCCUCGGCUUGGGUUUUAUUUCCGUUAAAGGGUAGGUUCAGCUUUUUUGUCUAAGUGUUUUGUUAUUCUAAAAUUCUCUUUUGUCUCUUUUUUUAAAUUCAGAGUCAUGGGUAGGCUAAGUAACUGCUACGUGAAGCCUAAAAGCAUCAGAAAUAUGGUAAUCAGCCUUUAUGCACAUGUAGAAGCUGUUGUUUGGUACUGUGUUUUACACUGCAAUAUACAGUAUGUGCUUAUUUUCUGUGCAACACCCACAGAGUUUUACUAUGUCAUGGUGUAGACUAGCUUUGUAUAUUGCAAUUAUAGGAACAGUGUUUUUUGUGCUUUAUGUGAUAUGAUGUCAAAGUGAGAAAAUGCACUGAGAAAUACUGUGCUGCAAUAUGUUAUUGUGGCUCUAUAUUCUCUGCUGGACCUCAGACUUUGCAGUCAGCCUGACAUCUUUCUAGGUCCAUUUUCUUUGAACUUCUUUGUGCUCAUGUAGAUAGCGCUGACUGAUGUGUCGCCUGUUACUGCCACCUUUUUAUGCAUCAACGUUCAGGUAUCCAUUGGUGUUAACACCAGUGUUUACAGAGACAAGAGUUUACAACAGAGCAAUGUUUGUUUUUCUCCUCAUAUAAUGUUUCAACUGAGUUAAAUACUGUAUCUAGAAGAACAGACUACAUAUGAACCACUUGCAGUGUAGAUUAACAGUGAAUCAGUAAUGUAAUUUCAAUAGCAUGACCACAAUUCAAUUUUGUGAGGUUUUGAAGGUCUAUGAAUUACAUAUAUUUCCUUCAUCUGUAUGCUUUUUAAGGCCCUGAAAGCACUUUUUAUUUAAUUUACAGACUUUUGUCCUGCAGAAAUUCCCCUCCCUGUGUAUUUCCUAUUAUCACCUACAUGACAUGAGAAGUUUUUUUGUUUAAGUUGUAUUGGGUUUAGUUUUAUGGUAAAUCUGUCAUCAGCACUGUAUAUUCUUUUGUUUUUCUUUGUUAAAUCAACAGUUAGACCAAAAAACCAAAGUUCAAAAACAGCCAUAAAUGAGAGAAAACUGAAACAUUUUAUCCUCCUAACUGUUGCAACACAUUCUCUCCUUUGUUUUUCCAAACACUUUAUUGGGGUACAAAUUAUUUCAUACAUAAACUACUGUAUGAACUUAUCAAUGCAUUGUUUACAUUGAACAUAAUCACUGAAAGUCUCUGAGCAUAACUUAAAGAGAUGUGACUGAUAUAUCGUGUCCACUACCUGGGAAAUCUCUUUUAUGCAUGAUAUUGAAUUUUAAAAUAUGUCAGAAAAUACCGCGACAUAUUGUAUUUUGCUUUAAAUUAAAUAUUUAGUUUUGCCUUUGUUUUAUAAAUCUGCUGUCAAACACUUUUGUAGUGCGUAUAACUAUAUACAUCUUAACAUAGACAUACAGUAAGAAAUAACAUGACAAAUAGCAGAUACAAAUACUGUAUAGUCAGGCUAUACAUAUACAUAUAUAUAGAUAUAUAUAUAUAGAUAUAGAUAUAGAUAUAUGUCGAUUGACUUUGUGACAUAAGAUGUUAAAACAAACCGAAUCAGGAAGAUGACCUGGAGUCAUAGUCAUGACAUCUAUGAGUCCUUUGUGUGCAUUUUGAGGGCAGCCCACUGCUGGUUCAAGCCUCAUACAAUGGCAGCUAAAUUGUUAUAUAAUGUAUUUUGUUUCUGAGUACAGUGAUACUAUUCCAAAACUGCACAUGCAUUUUACUGCCGUGAAGAUGUGCUCUAUGCUCCCAUAGUGCACUCACAGCAACAGGAAACAUUAUGCUCAUAGAAUAUGCAAAAUCUAGCAUUCUGCAGCACAGCUUGGCAAGUUGGUACUUUUUUGAGCUAACCCUUUAAAAAAAAAAAAACAAACAAACAAAUGGUUCAAACCUUGUUCUUCAAAUUGUGUGUUUUCUAAUUUAACUGUCGAAUCGGACCAAAAGAAUCCAAGUUGGCUGUAAAUGUGUGCUAUAUUCAAGAUGAAAUAUGCUUCUGUUUGAAUUGUACCUGAUGUAUUUUUCUUGUGUGAAGGCUUAUGUCUUUGUAUCUUUGCAUUAUUAUUUGUAAAUGAAAUGAAAAUAAAUAUAUCUGAAUACGCA
Molecule: messenger RNA, 6716 nt
Organism: Lates calcarifer (barramundi perch)
Lineage: Eukaryota; Metazoa; Chordata; Actinopteri; Centropomidae
Gene: crtc1a
Product: CREB regulated transcription coactivator 1a
Exons: 15
Coding region: 84-1841 (585 amino acids)
Biological process (GO): positive regulation of transcription by RNA polymerase II; protein homotetramerization
Cellular component (GO): nucleus; cytoplasm
Molecular function (GO): cAMP response element binding protein binding
Source: RefSeq, a predicted model, not a curated record